CAACUAUUUUGUAUAUUUUUUAGUUUGUAUUUGUUUAUUUUUUAUAUUAUUUCAUUGAUGUUUUUAAAUUGCCGCUAGUAAUUUCACACAUGCGUAUUUAAAUCACCUCCUACCCUAAAUACCGGACAUUACAGAUUGCAGCAAACGACAGUGGCAUCAUCAUCAAGGAGAGUAGUGUAAGAAAAGGACUUUCCAUUUAUUUGAUUUCGUGAAAAUUAGUGUAAAAAAUUGUGAAAAAGUGAUUAGUGUGGAGACUUUAUGGAAUGGAAAACUCAAACUCGGAAGGCGUCGUCCUACCGGACAUUUCCGAAGCCGAACAUCUUGCGAGUGAGCACGAUGGCGGCGAUAAUGGCGAUUCUGUUGUCGACUCAAAGAAAUCACUCGUGUCGACUGUUUCCGUAAGACAUGCUGGUGUUCCAGUUACCCUUCCCGUGGGAUCCCUUAUCACUAGCACAUUUAAUGUUAUUACCCAGGACCAAAUCCCUCAUUUUAAGCCUAUGAUAUGCGUGGAUAACAGCGGAUAUUUAGCUGCUGAUGGCUCUACUGGGGAACUUAAAACUAUUGUUAUUCAACAGGAAGAUGUUUCAGGGGGUUCAUCCGUAAAUACUCCCGUGUCUUCCGCUUCAGUUGGAAGUUGGAAUGAUGCCGCUAAUGCUGCUGUUUUACCAGUACGGUGUAAAAAUACUUCUGCUGAACUUCACAAAUGCAGAUUCGGAUCAGGAGGUAGGGGGCGUUGCAUAAAACUUGGUAAUUCCUGGUAUACCCCAAGUGAAUUUGAAGCCCUUUGCGGGAGAGCUUCGAGUAAGGACUGGAAAAGAAGUAUUAGAUUUGGAGGAAGAAGUUUACAAACUUUAAUUGACGAAGGUAUAAUUCUUCCUCAUGCAACAAGUUGUACAUGUGCAGCGUGUUGUGAUGAUGAAACAGCCACAGGCCCCGUUAGACUCUUUACCCCUUACAAGAGAAAGCGGAGAAAAGAAAAUGACUCAAUCAAAAGAUCUAAUGGGGAGGACAGUGACCAUCAGUGCAAAGAAGAAGCAUGGCAGAAUUUAGCAGAAGGGCUCGAUUCAAAUGAUUACCAAUUAAUAGAACCAGUAGGAAAUAUUGACCCUCAAAUGCAGAUUAAAAGGCUGGAAGAAAUUGCGCUCCAGAUAAAUAGGUUGGCAUUGGAGUUCCGAAGAGGAAUAGAAGACUUGAAAGAUACAAUGAACAGGCAGAGUGAGAAAUACCAGAGAGAAAAAGAAGCUGGCGAAGCUGCUAUAUUGGCCGCAAGAGUGGAAGCUCAAGUAGCUGCUAUGCAACCUGAGGGCACAUCUGAUACCACAUUACAACCUUCAAUGGAUAAUGAAAAUCAUAAGAAGUGUGCCAAUUGCAACAGAGAAGCCCUAGCAGAAUGUUCAUUAUGUAGACGAACACCUUAUUGUUCCACAUUUUGUCAAAGGAAAGAUUGGGCAUCACAUCAGGUGGAAUGUGUAAGGGGAGUCGCUGCAGCGACAGGGGAAGCACAGCAGUCAAUCAUGCUUAUUGUUGAAAGCACUGACCAACAGUGAUAAAUUGUACAAUUUGAUGUAUAUCUACAUGUUUUCUGGUACCAAAUGUUGUGUAAAUGUUGUAUAUAAAAGUUUUUCUUUAAGACUAAUGGGUACACUUUAUUUAAAGAAAUUUUUUGUCUACAUUUUUUUAUAAAUUAGAGUUUGGUUUAUAAUAUGGUUGAAGAAAUAUCUUUAUAUUGUGUAGAUGUCACGAUUCUAAAAAAACGACUUUUAAAGAAAAGUGUAAGUUAACGAAUCUCUGAACAAAAAAUGUUUUUGAAUUAAAGGAAUAUUAUAAACAGCUGUAGAGUUUUUAGCAAUUUUACUUUCUUGAAAGUAUAUACCAGUGAGCACAGCCUAUUCUCUUUUUGCAAAUAUUUUUGUAGAAAUGCUUUUUAUUUUUAUUAAAUUAUUUAAAUAUUUAUAUCUUAAUCAUUCUGUGUAUUACUGAUGACUUUCUCGUGUCUUCCAUUCAUUGUAUACUUUAUAUUAUGUUUAUAUGUUACAUUCAUUGCAUACUUUAUAUGUGUUCUCAAGUUCUGAGCAUUCUUUUGACUGAAUUUUUUCUCGACUUUCCUCAAGGCCAAAUUAUAACCAAAAAUUAUAAAUUUAGUAUAAUUAUGUACCCUAUAGUCAAGCUAUAGUGAACUUUAUGCCUUUUGUCAUAACUUUGACCUCUAACACAGUUUAUGUGUUCAAAAUAUUUGCACCUCAGUGAAGACAGCAUUCACUGUAUUGUAACUUUUGUAUUUGUUAACAAAUAAUUAAUUGUAGAUAAUUAAUGGUGAUCUUCAUUUUUGGAAUAAGAACACAGAAUUUCGAAAUUUGUAAGUAAAUUAUUUACAAACGUUUUGCCACUGUGAUAAAUUUAUAUACAAAAUUGUAAAGUCACACAACUUUAUUUGUUAACUUAAUUUUAUUGAAUAA
Molecule: messenger RNA, 2456 nt
Organism: Diabrotica balteata
Lineage: Eukaryota; Metazoa; Arthropoda; Insecta; Coleoptera; Chrysomelidae
Source: the annotation of a GenBank genome assembly